Messenger RNA from Hibiscus syriacus, 888 nucleotides. RefSeq names its product probable WRKY transcription factor 31. Gene Ontology annotation, biological process: regulation of DNA-templated transcription. Gene Ontology annotation, molecular function: sequence-specific DNA binding; DNA-binding transcription factor activity. The transcript is spliced from 4 exons. The coding region runs from base 1 to 888 and encodes 295 amino acids. The record is from RefSeq and is a predicted model, not a curated record. Lineage: Eukaryota; Viridiplantae; Streptophyta; Magnoliopsida; Malvales; Malvaceae.
AUGGCGAGUGGAAAUAGACGACGCAAAAGAGAAUAUAUAUAUGGAGGGAAAGGCCGAAUGAACCAAACAGAAAGGGGGUGGGACGUUUCAGUUUUCCAAAGUGGGGCCCAGAUAAUCGAAAACGAUAAAUUCAGGGUGAUCAGUCCGGUUGAUCAAUCCGGUACUGAGGCUACCAUGAGAAAAGAUCUUGUUUAUGUUCGAGCUCGAUCAGAAUCUCCCAUGAUAAGUGAUGGAUGCCAAUGGAGAAAAUACGGACAAAAGAUGGCGAAAGGAAACCCCUGUCUUCGAGCUUAUUAUCGGUGUACGAUGGCAGUUUGUUGUCCGGUCCGAAAACAAGUUCAACGAUGCGCGGAAGAUCGAACAAUCUUGAUAACAACUUACGAAGGGAACCAUAACCACCUACUUCCUCCAGCUGCGGUGGCGACGGCAUCGAAAAUGAAGGCGGCGGCCACCAUGUUACUCUCGGGUUCAAUGCCUAGUGCCGAUGGUAUCAUGAACCCAAAUUUGCUCGCAAGAGCUAUGCUUCCAUGUUCUUCAAUGGCGACGGUUUCGGCUUCGGCUCCAUUCCCGACCGUAACACUGGACCUUACUCACUCACCGAACGAUCUACAAGGCCAAAAACCGAAUACACAAUCGCCUCAAGUACUUUCUGGUCAAGCAUUUUAUAAUCAAUCAAAGUUCUCAGGCCUACAGCUGUCUCAGGACAUGGUGUCUUCUACUCAAUUGCAGCAGCCUCAGUUAGCCGACACGGUGAGUACUGCCACGGUGGCUAUGGCGAAUGACCCGAACUUAACUGCCGCCCUUGCGGCCGCUCUUACCUCCAUCAUCGGUGCUGCUCACCCAAAUAGUAGCGGCAACACUCCCAAUGGCACAAACAGCAGACACUAA